GUCGGCCCCGCGGACUCCGCCGGCCGCCGUAGCCGGAACUGCUCCUGUUCGCCGCGGGCCGGGCCUCAGGGAGGCUGAGGGGCGACAGCACCGGCGCCCGCAGCCUUCUCAGCCGCACGCCGACCGCCGAGGGGACGUGCCGGGGCGAGUGCCGCUCGGCGACUGCUUCUGAGGCGGGAGGACCACACCGGCGUUGCGGUCUCUCAGCAGCCGGCGCUCGGGGGCCGGGCUGCCCGACUUGGCCGGUUCUGCGGGCGCCCGGGAGGACCCCGGCGGGCCCGGGAAGCCAGGCUGCUGCGAGGCGUUGAUGAAAAAGGAUGACAGUGAAGUUGGGAGACGGCGGCGGCGGGGAGGACGGGCUCAAGAGGCUGGGCAAGAGGUCGGCCGAGGAAGACUCGCUGGAAGGAGAGGGGCCCGGCGGCGGGGACGCGGCCGAGGAGAGCGGCGGCACAAAGAGGGACGGCAAGACCCCCCGGGACGGCGGCGACGGCCCCCAGGCCCCCUCGGGCGGCCCGCAGGCCCCGUCCCCGCCGCCCGCCUGCCCCCAGGAUCAGCACCACUUCCUCAGGUCCAGCGUGAGGCCGCAGAGCAAGAGGCUCAGGAAGGACUCGUCCUGCGCCGGGGGGAGCAGCAGUGCGGGCAGCUCCGGGCCCCGCGGGAAAGGAGCUGAUGGUGGUGGAUCGUCGGCUGCAAAUGGGCCUGGGGUUGCCCCUGCCGCCCCUGCAGGGGGAUCUCGCUCCUCCUCCAGGAACUUGGGGUCUUCGAGUGGGGAGAAGGAGGAAGGCAAGAAGGUUCGGCGGCAGUGGGAGUCCUGGAGCACAGAGGACAAAAACACCUUCUUUGAGGGGCUGUACGAGCAUGGGAAGGACUUUGAGGCAAUCCAGAACAACAUCGCUCUGAAGUACAGGAAGAAGGGCAAGCCAGCCAGCAUGGUGAAGAACAAGGAGCAGGUGCGCCACUUCUACUACCGCACGUGGCACAAGAUCACCAAGUACAUCGACUUCGACAACGUGUUCUCCCGUGGGCUCAAAAAGUCAUCCCAAGAGCUGUAUGGCCUCAUCUGCUACGGGGAACUGCGCAAGAAGAUCGGGGGCUGCAUGGACGACAAGAAUGCCACGAAGCUGAAUGAGCUCAUUCAGGCUGGGGCCACCACAGUCCGGUACAAAGGGAGGAACCUGCGGAUCAAAGCACCCAUGUGCCGCGCCUUGAAGAAACUCUGUGACCCCGAUGGCCUGAGUGACGAAGAGGACCAGAAGCCAGUGCGCCUGCCCCUGAGGGUCCCUGUGGAGCUCCAGCCACGGAACAACCACGCCUGGGCCCGCGUGCAGAGCCUCGCCCAGAACCCACGGCUCAGGAUGAUCGUGGAGCUACAUCGGAAGGUCUCCAGCCUCAUUGAGUUCCUGAAGCAGAAGUGGGCACUUCAUGAAGUGCGAAUCCGGAAGACGCUGGAGGAGCGGCAGCUGCAGGACUCGUUCUCGGAGCCGUCGCAGGAGAAGGUGGCGCUGCACUUGUUCCCGGGCGAGAAUUGCACCCUGACACCGCUGCCAGGUGUGGCCCGGGUGGUUCACUCCAAGGCCUUCUGCACGGUGCACUGGCAGGAGGGCGGCCGGUGCAAGCAGAGCGCCAAGGACACCCACGCGCUGCCCCCAGCCCAGAUCCUGGGCAUCCAGAGCGGGCAGGGCACGGCCAGGGGCCAGCUGAAGUGCCCCAGGGCCGUUUCUGAGGCCAAGGCCGGGGGGCGGCCCCCUCCCUCCACUGAUGCCUCACAGAGCUCCGGGGAGAGUUCCCCAGAAAGUGCCCCUGGGGAGGGGGCUGCCACGAGUUUCAGCAGCCCAGACGCCCCCGACAGGCUACCCCCGGGGCUGCAGGAUGCCGGGGGACGGCUUGAGAAGACCCCAGCAGCUGCCGCUGCAGAGGGCGGGGACGGCCCCGCCCAAGAGCCCGGGGCGCCAGUGUGUGCCUGCGGCCAGCUCCCAGAUCUGGAGGAUGAGCUGUCCCUGCUGGACCCCUUCCCCCGCUACAUGAAGUCAUGCCAGGACCUCAUCAUUCCCGAGCAGGGCCGCCGUGCGGACCCACGGCCCGCGGCCUGGCCCUCCCCAGAGGCCCGUGUCACGGAGGGGGCUGACCUCAGCCGGGCCAGGGCCCCAUCCCCUGUCCGUGGCCCACCUGGCCCGGAGCCUCAGCCCAGCCCUGGGCUCCAGCCAGACGUCUGCACUAAAGACUUGGCGGACGCACCUGCGGAGGAGCCUCAGGAGAAGGUGAGCCCUUCGGAUCCUCCACCUCAGGGCCAGCCUGCCACCAAGCCUCCAAAGGACGUCCCGGCCAGCCGGCUGGCCCAGCAACUGCGCGAGGAGGGCUGGAACCUGCAGACCUCCGAGAGCCUCACGCUGGCUGAAGUCUACCUCAUGAUGGGCAAGCCCAGCAAGCUGCAGCUGGAGUACGACUGGCUGGCGGUGCUGGGCCCAGACGCCCCAGGACCCCACGCCAGCUCACCGCCCGCCGCCUUCCACAAGCAGCGCCUUCUCAGCUGCCUCCUGAAGCUCAUCUCCACUGAGGUCAACCCCCGACUGGCUCCAGAGACGAACACUGGCUCCACAGCCUCUGUGAGGCCCGCCCAGGAGGAGCAAUCAACAACACCGCCAGGAAAGGUGGUGACCGUGAGCUCCCGCAGCCCGCGCUGCCCCCGAAACCAGGCUGCCCUCCGCCACAGCAAGGCCUUCUCGCCCAGCUCCGUACCUUGCUCCUCAGGUCUGAGAAACCCUCCGAGGCCCCUCUUGGUGGCCAGUCCCGCCAGCACGGGCAGCAGCGACUCAGAUGGUGGCCUUUUUGCCGUCCCAACGACGUUGCCGCCCAACAGCCGGCAUGGGAAGCUUUUCUUUCCCAACAAGGAGACAGAGCUGACGUUCCGGCAGCACCUGAGCUCCAUCAGUAUGCAGUCGGACUUUUUCCUGCCAAAGCCCAGGAAGCUGCGAAACCGGCACCUGCGGAAGCCGCUGGUGGUCCAGAGGACGCUGCUUCCGAGGCCAUCUGAAAACCAGUCCCACAACGUCUGCUCCUUCUCCAUCCUGUCGAAUUCCUCUGUGACCGGGAGAGGCUCCUUCCGGCCCGUCCAGUCCUCCCUGGCCAAAGCAGCUGUGUCCCGGCCAAUCGUGCCCAAGGUCCUACCCCCACAGGCCACAGGCCCCCUGGCCAGUGCUAUCGACCUAGCAGCCAAAAGUGCUGGCAUCAUCCCUGGGAGCCCCCUGCCAGUCCUGGACACGGAUGGCUUGUCUGGCAUCGCCCCGCUGUCUUCAGAUGAGGUGACGGCAGCUGUCACGGGGCCGGACUCCACCGGCCACCACCAGAAUGAAGACCCCCUCCCCGCUGUAGGGGCCACAAGUGACCCAUUCAUCAGCGUCCCCUCGAGGCAGGAGCCAAUGGCCGACGGUUUCCAGAACCCACCCGUUCUCUCCUUGUCCGAGCUGUCCAAGGCCCCUGUCCACAAUGGGCUCUCCACACCGCUGCCCUCCUCGGACCCCUCCAGCACGCGGCUCUCCCCGCCUAACGUCUCUGCCCUGCUGGACAUCUCCCUGCCCGGCCCACCUGAGGACGUGCUCUCGCAGGGAGAGCCCGCCACACACAUCAGUGACUCCAUCAUUGAGAUCGCCAUCAGCUCCGGCCAGUACGGUGAAGGAGUCCCCCUCUCUCCAGCAAAACUGAAUGGCAGCGACAGUUCCAAGAGCCUGCCCUCCCCAUCCAGCAGCCCCCAGCCAGACUGGAUCGCCUCUCCCACCCACGACCCCCAGUGGUGCCCUAGCGACCCCACGGACUCGUCCCUCAGCAGCUUGUUCGCGAGCUUCAUUUCCCCGGAGAAGAGCAGGAAGAUGCUGCCCACCCCUGUCGGGACCAGCAGCGGCACCUCCCUGCUGGGCCCCAGCCUGCUGGACGGGAACUCACGAGACUCCUUUGUGUCCCGGUCCCUGGCUGACGUUGCUGAGGUUGUGGAUUCGCAGCUGGUGUGCAUGAUGAACGAGAACAGCGUUGACUACAUCUCUCGGUUCAACGACCUGGCCCAGGAGCUGUCCAUUGCCGAGCCCAGCCGCCGGGAGGCUCUGUUUGACGGCGGGGGAGGCGGCCCCCCAGUCACUGACCUGUCCCAGUGACGGUGCCUCGUGGUGGAGGCAGCUGGGGGCUGCGAGGGCGGUGGACCGCGUUGGUGGUCCUCAAGUGUCCGGGGGAACUGUCUUCAGACGGGAGGAAACGCAGGUCAAGUUGGGACUCCCUGGAGACAGUCUGAGCAGAGGCAUCUCAGCACCCAGGACGCAUGAUGUGCACACAGCCCCGUCCUGCCGGCCAAGGAGCGGGGCCAGGACGUGUGGAGUCUGGCAGGGCCAGCAUCAGCUGUGGCGGUGGGGUCAAGCCACCUGUGGCAGGGGCGUGGGUCAGGGUCUGUACGGUGCCCAUACUUCCACCUUGGUGGUUGUGUUGGACGUUUAGGGGUUUCUUUUCAAGAGGACGGAGCGUUGGGCCUGGCUUUCAUUGUUGUGGCCUGGGGAGCUGUGACCUCCUGCCUUCUGCAGGGAGGCCCCAGGCCACUGCUGCCUUCUCUCUGCCAAAUCCUUUCUGUGCUCCGGUGGUUGUCUCUGCAGCCGGACAGCGGGCUGUGGCCUGGCUCUGCCUGGUGGUGUCUGCACCGUGACAGCAGACACUGCAGGGGACACCCCGCUCACAGGGCAGCAGGGGGUCCCGGGCAGCAUGCUGAGUGCCGUCUCUCUAGAAAUCCUGGUUCCACCUAGUGCUUCCCUCACCUGGGCUUUUGUCCUGACUGACUCAACAGGACGGGGAAGAGAAUCAUGUCUUCUGUGGGCUGUGUGGACUUCCUGCUGAGCUGGUCAGAAAAUGUUCUUGUAUUUUAAGAAUUAGACGGUGGAGACAUUGGAAGAACAGGUCCCUGUUCAGUUGGUUUCUUCCCCGCAUCCAUCUGCAGGUUUCUUCUCAGUGACCUGAGAUGUUUCUCUCACCAGGGGAUCCCUGAGCACUCGUUUGACUACAGAUUAGACCUUCCUGAUGACCUUGACUAUCUUUGACACCUUCCUCCCUGGCGUCUUGGACAGAUGCCCUUUGCAGGGGAAGUUCUUUCUUCCUCUUGUUGACGUCAGUGCAGAGUAUGCCCAAGUGCACGUAUACAGUCCUUUGCUUGCACUUUGCCUCAUGGUCUCCUGCUUCUCUUCCUUCUUUCUGUCCCUUCCGGGAAUCCAGGCAGGGAUCAGACAUCGGGCACAGUCAGAGUGCGCCGAAUCCACCUCCCUCUGGUGUGCUCCUUGCGCCGUCUCGGGUGACCAGCAGGGAGUCCGGUGUCCAAGCUUUCCCCAGUGGAGCUUAACGGGGCUCCUCUGUCUCCUCGGCCUUGGUGGGCCCAAGGCGCAGACCACCCUCCAGGCACACCCCUUGUGGGCGGGCGCCAGUGCUGUGAUGCUGGGCUCCCAACCCAUCCGCUGCCCACCCUCCACCUGGCAGCUGCAGUCAGUGUGGCUUCUUGAAUCCGGCCCAGCCCACCCUGUUUGUGUCUGUCCCCUCACCUCCCCCCAGCUCGCAGUGGACCGGCAGUCUUCCCAGCCAGCCUGGCCUCUCCUCUGGCUCCUCCCCUGCCCUUGAGAGUUGAGCCAGUAUGCAAGGCAGAGCAGAGGGUCCUCGGCAUGUGCCUGCGGAGGGGCCACUCAGCCCCACCGCCUCCCCAGCUCCCUCCUGCCUCGAGCUUUCCCAGAGCUCCGGCCUGUCAGGGGUCUCCCUUUUUCAGCUCUGGAUCUGGGCACAGACAUCAGAGGAAAAGCCUGUGUGGGCAGUUACUCUGGGCCCUUGAGAAGAGCGUUCCAAGCCCCUGGAGGUCUGAAAGAAAGGGGCGUAGCACCGCUUUGUGAGGGGAGACAGCAGUAUUUGAGUCCACAGUCUAAAUUAGCUUGUGUGUUGUGAUCAGUGUAUCAGCUUCCUGAAGUUAGCACCUUAUCGAGCCAAACAAGAUCAGUAGAUCUGUCUCUGGGCAUCCGACUCUGCUAGAUCUACAGUGGGCUGGGCCGAGGUUAGGCUACUACCAGCUUUCUCCUUUCCCCACUGUCUGGGACCAGCGAUGCCAAGUCACGUUACUGCACCCAUGCUGGGGGCAGUGCCCAGUGGCAGCACGCACCGCACUGGGGACCAUAGAGACCCCAGACUGUUCAUCCAUCAGGGGGCGCCCCGAGGCGGUCUGGUGGGGAGGUGGGUACCUGUCACCUGGUGAUGUCUAGCAUGAGGAAAGCCCUGGAGAUUUGGAUCAGCCUUUGUCUCAGCAGCACCUCCUGUCUGCGUCUCGCACAUAGACUCCAUGUGGGAGUAGCCGACCGGCCAAUGUCUGCAGUGGGGAGGUGGGUUGCCGAGGCGAGGAUUGACUCUUCUCACCUGUGAAGCUGACAUGAUUACAGAGAAUGCUGCUUCUCUAGAAACCAGACAGGUGUGUUUGCUUGCCAUAAUAAGGGAAAGUGGUGUCAUAUGUAGCAUUAAGAUGUUGGAUGCAUUUUCUCCCAGCCUGAAUAAUUAUAUAUGUACGCAAAUAAGCAACUGUUACAUUCAAGGCUGGGAUUUUUCAAAAGACCCAAAUGGAGAAGCCUCCCACUUCCAGCAUCUCCCUCUGCCUUUGCAGUGGAAGGUGUGAUCGUCUCUUUCCGCACUUAUGGCCUCCUUUGUAUGUUGAAGUAUGUUGUGAUUAAGGCCAGGUCAGUCUCAGAAAAGCCUUUCUGUCAUCACUGACGUCAUCAGGGAUCUUUCUGCUGGCUCAUCUCCCCUAAAGAGUGAGACUGAACAGCCCCCGUCUCUAGGCAGUUGUUUUUGUCUUGAUUCUUCAUUGUGAAUACUCAGUGAUGAGCAGUCCAUUCUUCAGAAGGUAAAGAGGCCAGCUGAUGGUCCCCUCUGUCUCCUGGGUGUAGAGUACUUGCUCAGGGUGGAGGGAUAUUUGGAACCCUUUCAUGGGCUGAUCUACUCGCUUUCCCGCAUCAGUCCUGUUCUCCAUUCUGUACCACAGCCUCAUUACUGGUGGUGUCUCUUCAGUUUAAUAGCAUUUUUAACGCAAUCACACCACUGAAUCCAAACAUGUGCAAAGAAAGGCCAUGGAAUAAAAAACACUUGAAACAAAUGGGAGAAGGAAACUGGCAGUUGCUUUUUCUUUUUCACGUUGAAAACUAUCCCAGAUGCAUUUAGGAGGAAAUAUGGCACUUUUGUCUUAAAAAAGAAAAACCCAGAGCAAAUCUUUCCUGGCUGUCAGACAAACUCCUAACCCUGCAGUACCUUGUAUGUCGUGUGAGGGGAGCAAGUCCUGGAAGCUCUGCAGCAGCCCGCCCUGCUGUUCCGUAGCAGGAUAGCCUGCUCCCGGGCUUCUGGGAAGCAGAGAUUAUUGCUGUUUCUUCUAAUAAUCGUUAAGCCAUAUCAUCUGAAGUUUUCGGCUUGUUUGAGAUGUGAAUUUGUUUUAUAGAUUAUAAAUAUACAGUGUAUGUAUAAAGCAGAAUGCCUGUCCUUCCUGAUUAUUUUUUGUACCAUAUUGUAAAUUAUAUUAUUUAUUCUUUACCAAUUUGGGGAAUAAAAGGUGUUUGGUUAUUUAAUAUAAUAAAAGCUGUUAAACUUCUUAUGUUUAAAUUUCCAGUUGAACUUGUAAAUCUGUUUUUAUUAUUGUGCAUAAAUACAAUACUAAUACUUGGUCUAAUAA
Molecule: messenger RNA, 7708 nt
Organism: Cervus elaphus (red deer)
Lineage: Eukaryota; Metazoa; Chordata; Mammalia; Artiodactyla; Cervidae
Gene: CRAMP1
Product: cramped chromatin regulator homolog 1
Exons: 21
Coding region: 318-4142 (1274 amino acids)
Biological process (GO): pattern specification process
Cellular component (GO): nucleus
Molecular function (GO): chromatin binding
Source: RefSeq, a predicted model, not a curated record